CUGGAACAGUUCGCCAAGGACCUCAAACACAAGCGCAUCAUGUUGGGCUUCACCCAGGCUGAUGUGGGGCUGGCGCUGGGCAUCCUCUACGGGAAGAUGUUCAGCCAGACGACCAUCUGCCGCUUCGAAGCACUCCAGCUCAGUUUCAAGAACAUGUGCAAGCUGAAGCCACUGCUGCAGCGCUGGCUCAACGAGGCAGAGAACACGGACAACAUGCAAGAGCUGUGCAAUGCGGAGCAAGUCCUGGCCCAAGCCCGGAAGAGGAAACGCAGGACCAGCAUUGAGACCAACGUGAAAGGAACACUGGAGAGCUUCUUCCGCAAGUGUGUGAAGCCCAGUCCCCAGGAGAUCUCCCAGAUUGCCGAGGACCUCAACUUGGACAAAGACGUGGUUCGGGUCUGGUUCUGCAACAGGCGUCAGAAAGGCAAACGGCUGCUGCUGCCCUACAGCAACGAGACAGAGGGGAUGAUGUACGACAUGAGCCAGCCCCUGGUGCCCCCCCCUGCCCUGCCCAUCCCAGUGACGUGCCAGGGCUACAGCCUGGCGCCCUCCCCUCCUGUCUACAUGCCGACCUUCCACAAACCUGAGAUGUUCCCACAAGCGCUGCAA
Molecule: messenger RNA, 609 nt
Organism: Acanthisitta chloris (rifleman)
Lineage: Eukaryota; Metazoa; Chordata; Aves; Passeriformes; Acanthisittidae
Gene: POU5F1
Product: POU class 5 homeobox 1
Exons: 4
Biological process (GO): regulation of transcription by RNA polymerase II
Molecular function (GO): DNA-binding transcription factor activity, RNA polymerase II-specific; RNA polymerase II cis-regulatory region sequence-specific DNA binding
Source: RefSeq, a predicted model, not a curated record